UGCUGGAGUCUCGCCUGCUCGCUUCAGCUGCUCCAAGGGUCUGGCACACAGGCGAAGGGAAAGCUCAGGCUGGGAAGAAAGCUUGAAUUAUUGACGAGAGCAAUGGCGUUGCCGUCUGUCCGUGGUGUGAUGUGGGUGGCGAUCCCGCUCAUCUCGGUGCUCGGCCUACUAAGCGGGAGGCUUGUGGGGGCCAGCCAGGACUCUGGGAGUGUCAUCCCCGCUGAAAGCCGUCCCUGUGUUGACUGCCAUGCGUUUGAGUUCAUGCAGAGGGCGUUGCAGGAUUUAAAGAAGACGGCGUAUAAUCUAGACACACGGACAGAAUCCCUCCUCCUGAGAGCAGAGAAGAGAGGCCUGUGUGACUGCUUUCCUGCAAUACUCUGAAAUGGGCACUGGGAUUCGGCCAAUGGACAUUUAUUAAUUUUUAAAAUGCUGUUCAAUAAAUUACAGGAAGAUACAGAGUGCAAGUUGUGCCACACCACAAGAAAAACAAUUUUUAUCCAAACAGGUACAGCUCAGUUAGAUCAUUUUUGCUUUGAUGUGUUUUAUCAGUACUGUAUGUGAUAUUGCAUCUGCUGAAAUGUCAAAAGAAGAAAACAGUGCCAGCGUCUCACUCAUGGGCUUUAUGCAAGGACACCAUCUCACUUUUUUGCUAUUUCAAGCCAAAAAUUGCCCUUAAGACUGUCAGGCCAACCCCUCCGUCCAUGUAAAUCACCACAGAUCUCUGAAACUCAGUGGAGUCACAUUCCUUCAUAUAUUUCUGUUAGAAUGUGUCCCCAACAUGAAAAGGAAGCUACUUCACAACGAUGCUUAGCUAAAAAUUUGCAAACAGGCAGUCAUGGUUUUAUGUAGAAAUUAAUAGCUGUCACUGACAGCUUGGCAGCCCAGGGAAGGAAUUUGUUCCCAAUUGUAUCAAUAGUCCAGUGCACAGCAAGCACGGUAAUCUGCAUCCCAACGUUAAUUUCUUCAAAGCCACCCAGUAGCUGUGAUCUUUUUGGAGGGAUUUAUUAAGUAUCUAAUGUGAUCGCUAACAUUUAUAAUCACAUGAAUACCGCCUGGCAGUUGAACCGAUCGUGUCUGCCAAAAUCUUCUGGAGAAGUGUCUUUCAUUAAGCAAAUCACAUACUGGGCUGAACCACUCUCGCUGGCCUCUGCAGAGAGUUUUGGCAGACAGCCUGCCAAACGCCUGCACACCCAGGAGCCUCCUGCAAACGGUAUUUUUAAAAUAUUUAGGCUCCAGCAAAAUGGUCCAUAGCUCUUGCAUGAACUUUACACAGGGAUGAAUUUCACUCCGUAGCGAUGGGUUACAGUGCUGAUACUAUUAAUAUGCCUGCUGCAAUCAGUGGGAGACGAGAGAGGACAGAAAAAAAUAGGUGUAGCAGUAGUAGUAGUAGACAAGAUUGCACCUUGUUAUUCUUUGAAAAAGAAUAGCAGUCCCUUUCUCCUUGUUUUUCAUUUUUCCUUUUUUGGGGGGAUAGGGUGGGGAGAACAGAAGAUGCCCCCAGUGGAAAGUUUUUGUAGAUAAUAGAAGAUUUUUCAUAGGACUUCAAAUACCCUCCCCAAAGUGUAAUUAGUAGAGAUCAGUAGAUCAGCUAGAGCAUCUAUGUACAGACUAGAAAUUUUAUACAAGCAAGAGUAUGGAAGCAGUAUCAACAACAGCGGAAUUCAAAGUUAUUUUACCAACCUUUAUUAAAAUGUCCAUCUUCCCAAACGUGGCUGAUAUUUUGCUGUCAGGCAGCUCAGUAAGUUAUGACAGUAGCGAGUAACCUCUGAAUGUUUCCAAACCUCUUCUCUUCCAUUUUAUCCCACCACUGCAGGCAUAGGGAACUGCGAGCCACUGCCAACUUAUUAUUUUGUGUGCAGUCACCCUCAGCAACACAAAGGAGUGUAUUACCGUACACUCUGCCAAAGUUGUUUGAAAGGCUUGUGUUUUUCAUCAGGGAAAAGCUUCCUUGCACCUGCAUUUCAAGUAGGAAAUUUACUUUGUCCCUUGUAGUAUUCUAGAAAAACCCUUUAUAGGUCAUCAGGACCUAGAUUGUGUAAUCACGACACAGCAACACAUUGCUUCUCAUAGCAUUACACUCCACUGCAGCACUGGUAACUGACUGAUGGGAACCAACAGAGGUUAUCAGUAUAGGCUGUGUCUUAUUUUACAGAUAAAUUGAUAGGCAUAACACAACUGCUUUGCGAAACACCAACCUUAGGUUGCUUUACUCCCACCUAGAUUUGAACUUAAGCAAUGCACUGAUCACGAGUUGACUUUUUGUAGGAGGCAGAAUUCCAGCACAGCACACCUUCUGGGAACUGCAGCAUGUCUAUGGUUUUGUGUUGUUACUGAACAUGCUUAUUCUGCUGGUCACUUAAAGAAUCUUGCAAAGUCCUAUUAGCAAACACUUUUCUUUGGCUGUGUUUUCAUUUAGAAAAAAAGUUUGCUCACAGCUAACUUUUGAUAUAUGCAGCUUAUUAUGAUAAAAAGGUGGAACGAGUGAUGAGUGGAUGUUCUCUGGCUCCCAACGGGAUCAGAGUGACAUUGCAAGUUUUGGCACUGACUAUAUGUACUCCUCUUUGUCUAACAAAUAAAAAGGCAAGAUGUAUUGCA
Messenger RNA from Cygnus atratus (black swan), 2595 nucleotides. RefSeq names its product chromosome 4 C4orf48 homolog (gene NICOL1). Bases 103 to 381 code for a protein of 92 amino acids. The record is from RefSeq and is a predicted model, not a curated record. The transcript has 4 exons. NCBI's taxonomy places the organism in Eukaryota, Metazoa, Chordata, Aves, Anseriformes, Anatidae.